AUGAUUUCAGACAAAGAAGAUGCAGUUAUUUCCGACGAAUUGAAUCACGCAUCGAUUAUCGAUGGUGUUCGUCUGUGCAAAGCAAAACGCUAUCGCUACAAGCAUUGUGAUAUGGCUGAUCUCGAGAAGAUUUUGAUCGAAACCAAAGGUGAUCAACAUCAUGCAAUUUAUCUGUUUUAUCCCCUUAGUUUAUCGAUGUAUUUUGGAUGA
Molecule: messenger RNA, 210 nt
Organism: Anisakis simplex (herring worm)
Lineage: Eukaryota; Metazoa; Nematoda; Chromadorea; Rhabditida; Anisakidae
Source: the annotation of a GenBank genome assembly